This is a messenger RNA of Arachis ipaensis, 1195 nucleotides long. The record is from RefSeq and is a predicted model, not a curated record. NCBI's taxonomy places the organism in Eukaryota, Viridiplantae, Streptophyta, Magnoliopsida, Fabales, Fabaceae.
UGUAAUAUUAAAUAUCAAAUGUUCAAAUAAAUUAAAAUUCAAAUAAAUCAAAUAUAAUGAAACAAUAAAACAAAGCCAUAAUCACUAAAGAUUCUGGUAGUCGUCGUUAUCGUCAUUCCCGUGGUCCUGCUAAGGCAGCGGAGAAGGCGAUGAUGUCUGUGUCCCACCAGUAGCACUACUGCCACCAGUAGCGCUGCUGCCACUAACGUGCAUCUAGGCCUGAUACAUCGCCAUCCGCUGCUCCAUCUGUUGAAGCUACUCUAGUUUCUCCUUUCACUCUAGCCUGAGCUUAUUCGUGUUCGUCACGCAUGUGAGGAUCUUCUGAUACCUCUCCCGAGUCUCGUUCAGCUCCUGAGCCUGUUCAUGAAGGCUCUGGGUGAGCUCCUGCACCUGCAGCCUCAAAUCAAUGCGUUCCUCGGGAUCGACGACUCGACUGGUGAUAGAGGUGGACCAUGGCCUCAUCGUGGAGGUGCAGAGGCUGUUGGCGAAGAACAACCCCAACCCAUAUACGCGGUUCUUGUAUGACGCUGAGGCAGUCUCAUGCCAAACCGCAUUAGGAUCGACGACUGAAGUAGCCAGAAGCUCCGGCGGCGGUCCUGGAAGUCACAGAACCAUCCCCGGCGGUCAGAAUCACAGAGAUGCAGCUCCCUUCUCCGGCAGCGACACCGGCGGCGGCCUGAACCCCUUGACAUCAUCAGAACAGCCGGAGAUGACCAGAGACACGAUGAACACCGCGACAGCCACAGUAGCAGCGGCGUCGCAGCAGCGGACCCCUCUUCACAGCGACCCAGCGGUGGCGGUUCUGGAGGAACGGCGACGGCAGCUUAGCAACGGCGAUGACAGCAGCGUCGCCUUCCCCUCGCGCGAGCACGCGCGCUCCCUCUUUCUCGUGUCGGGCUCCUGCAUCCCAUCCCUCACGCCCGCAGUCCUGGGUUCAGCGCGGUUCAAAGGCGAUCGACGGCGAGGUGCGGCGGUCAAACAGCGCCUCCUUCCUCUCCUGUUCUCGAUCCGAACAGCGGUGACAAGGAGGAUUCGACGGUGGCAGCCUCCAGACACGGCGCCUUCCUCUCUUCACACGUCCCCCUCUCUUGGUUCUCCAUCAUCGGCGACAAGGAAAACUGACGACGACGUCGGCACAGUCACGCGGAACGGCAGGGGUAGAGGGCCAGCAGCUACUGCUGCUGAGUGUGAGUGA